UCACUGCGCUCGAGAGACAGUUUAAAAUUUUAUUUCAAAUAAUAGAACACGGACCGAUUCUUGUUUGCGUAAAGAAUAGAAAGCAAAAAGAAAAAAAAUGUCCGAACAAGACGGAAAUCACUGCGAGCCCAUAAAGGAAUUACGUUCCAUGUUCGAUGCGGAUGGGGAUGGAAAAUUAUCCUUGAAUUCUUUAGAAAAGAUGAUGAAAGCAGCCGGGAUCGAACUGGAAGAAGACGAGUUGAAGAACAUUUUAGAAGAAAUAGAUCCUGAUGGGAGAGGUAAAAUAGACUUCUCCAAAUUGCUGUCCGUCAUGGCCAAAGAAAUGAAGAAGCGCGAUUCGGACGAAGAAAUAAUAGAAGCCUUCAAGUUUUUUGAUAAGGAAGGAACGGGCUUAGUGAAUGCAGCGGAAUUGCGCCGUAUAAUGACCACUAUGGGCCAGAAGUUGAGCGAACAAGAAGUGGACGAUAUGAUAAAGCAAGCGAAUGUGGAUGAAAAUGGGAACAUCGAUUAUUGCAAAUUCAUACAGAAGAUGCAAGCCAAAUGGAAGAAUUGUCUACCAUCGCAAUAAUUUGUUACUUUUGCUUUCUAAUAAAAAUUCUGUUUGGCAAUUUGGGAAAGCAAAAUUCAAAAUUUUUAAAAUAAAAUUUAUUCAAUAACUUCAUUA
This is a messenger RNA of Centruroides sculpturatus (bark scorpion), 664 nucleotides long. RefSeq names its product calmodulin-like. Bases 98 to 568 code for a protein of 156 amino acids. Lineage: Eukaryota; Metazoa; Arthropoda; Arachnida; Scorpiones; Buthidae. The transcript has a single exon. Gene Ontology annotation, molecular function: calcium ion binding. Gene Ontology annotation, cellular component: myosin II complex. The record is from RefSeq and is a predicted model, not a curated record.